Molossus molossus (Pallas's mastiff bat) is the source of this 1212-nucleotide messenger RNA. RefSeq names its product NADH:ubiquinone oxidoreductase complex assembly factor 1 (gene NDUFAF1). Bases 136 to 1113 code for a protein of 325 amino acids. NCBI's taxonomy places the organism in Eukaryota, Metazoa, Chordata, Mammalia, Chiroptera, Molossidae. Gene Ontology annotation, biological process: mitochondrial respiratory chain complex I assembly; mitochondrial electron transport, NADH to ubiquinone. Gene Ontology annotation, cellular component: mitochondrion. The record is from RefSeq and is a predicted model, not a curated record. The transcript has 5 exons.
UGGACCUUGGCUGGCGGUUCGUGUGUCCGGGACGUGCGAGGGCGACAGAGCCCUAGCAGGUGGAAUUGGGCUAUUUGCUGAAGCUUCUUUCUCUGGUAGCCCAGGGAGAAAUUUACAUUUUGACUUUUUCUUACCAUGGCUUUGAUUCACAAAUUGCUGAAUGGGACUUAUAUUCUCAGAAAAUGCCUGGAGCCAAGUGUUGCCUCGUUGAGUACUCGCUUUGCAGAUUAUUGUUCCAGUAGUCUUCAGAAACCCUUGGCUACUCCUGGCAAAGCUUCCUCUCAGAGGAACAGUGAAGGGGGUUUGCAAGGACAUCACCAGAGAGAAGUUGCUUUGGAUAUAACUUCUCCUGAGGAAAAGCCUGAAGUUAGUUUUGAUAAAGCAAUCAAAGAUGAAAUAAAGGACCAUUUUAGGCGUUUGAAGGAUGAUAUUGUGAAUCAUUGGAUAGGGCCUGAAGGCCGCCCUCUGCAAGAGGUCUUGCUGGAACAAGCUAAAGUUGUCUGGCAGUUCCGUAGAAAAGAAGAUUUGGAUAAGUGGAUAGUGACUUCGGAUAAGACAAUUGGAGGCAGAAGUGAAGUAUUCCUGAAAAUGGGCAAGAAUAAUCAAAGUGCACUGCUGUAUGGAACUCUGAGCUCUGUGGCACCUCAGGAUGGGGAAAGUGGUCGCAGUGGGUACUGUGCAAUGAUAUCCAGGAUUCCAAGGGGCCCUUUUGAGAGAAAGAGGUCUUAUGAUUGGUCCCAGUUCAACACUCUGUAUCUCCGUGUCCGAGGAGAUGGUCGGCCUUGGAUGGUGAAUAUCAGGGAGGACACAGAUAUAAUCCAGAGGAAGAAUCAGAUGUACAGUUACUUCAUGUUCACCCGUGGGGGGCCCUACUGGCAGGAGGUCAAGAUUCCCUUCUCCAAAUUUUUCUUCUCUAAUCAAGGAAGAAUCCGGGAUGCCCAGUACCAACUUCUGCUUGACAAGAUCUCUUCUAUUGGAUUCACCCUGGCUGAUAAAGUGGAUGGUCCAUUCUUCCUGGAAAUAGAUUUUAUUGGAGUGUUUACGGAUCCAGCCCACACAGAAGAAUUUGCCUAUGAAAAUUCUCCAGUGCUUAACCCAAGACUUUUUAAAUAGAGAUAAUGUGGUAAUUUUGUAUUACUAAACUAAGGGUAAUAGCAUCCAUGAGGAUACAUAGACAAAAUAAAGUAUUUCUCUAAUGGCAUCCAACAAGUG